CAACAACAACAAAUACCUUAAAGAAUUUCAUUAGAAUGUUUAUGCAUAUGUAUAUGGAUAAACAUGUACAAAUAAAAUAUAUGUAUACAUGACUAUAUAUAAGUCAAAUACAGAUGGUAACUCAUCAUUGAUCAUAAGAGGUGUGGUUAAUUAUUAACACAUUACAAUAUAAACCAAUAUAUUCUUAUUCAUAAUACAUUCUAUCAACAGUAAAUAAAACGAUCGAUUGAAGUCAACACAUUGACAACAUCAAGAUUAUGGGAUCUGGUAAAAAGUUCACAAAAUCAUUAAUACUUUCUGUAUUAUUAGCGUGUUUAGGAUCAUCCUUUACAAUUGGUUACAAUUUAGGAGUAUUAAAUUUGCCAGGAGAGAAUAUUAAAGAGUUCUUAUCUCGUACUAUGUUGGGUAAAAAUGCGAGUGUAGCUGAAAAUACAGCAAAUCUUGUGACACCAAGUUUUUUAUAUGCUCAAGUUAGCACAGCUUUUGUAGUAGCUGGUGCAAUUGGAGCUUUCAGUUGUGGUGCUAUAGCUGAUUGUUUAGGAAGACGAAAUGGUUUGAUAGUAAACAGUUUACUUGCAAUCAUUGGAGGAGUAUUAGUUGGUCCGUGUGUAGCAUAUAGUCAACCUGCAUUAUUAUUUGUCGGACGUGUUUUCAAUGGAUUCAAUUUUGGAAUAUCAAUGGGGAUAGCACCAAUGUAUCUGACAGAAAUAGCUCCCUUAUCUCUUCGUGGUGGAAUCGGUUCAUUGCAUCAGCUUGCUUUAACUAUCGGGAUAAUUGUAUCCUACUUAAUGACAUUAACAUACACACUAAAUACACCAACUUUGUGGCCUAUAUCUGUAGCUGUUGGAUCAGUUCCUGCAUUAAUUGCAUUAAUUCUUUUACCUUAUUGUCCUGAGAGUCCACGUUUUUUAUUUAUCAAAAAGGGAAAAGAGGCAAAAGCACGUAAAGCCUUUCAACGACUUAACUGUAUAGAUGAUAUCAAUGAAACAUUUAAUGAAAUGAAAAGAGAAAUGCAUGAAGCUGAAAAACGACCAAAAUUCAAAUUUUUCAGACUUUUCACUCAAAGAGAUUUGCGUAUGCCAGUUUUAAUUGCUUGUAUCAUACAAGUAUUUCAACAGCUUUCUGGAAUUAAUGCGGUAAUCACUUAUUCUUCCACAAUGCUUAAAACUGCUGGGAUUCCACUGGUGUAUAUUCAGUUUUGUGUAGUUGCUGUAGGAGCAAUUAAUGUUUUAAUGACUGUACUUUCGGUAUAUUUAAUUGAACGUGCCGGACGUAGAACUCUUCUUUUAUGGCCAACUGUACUUCUUGCUUUUUCAUUAUUAUGCUUAACAAUUUCAGUGAAUACAGCAAGUUCAACAAAGGAUCAAACAACAGCUCGAACAGCUGGAAUAAUUUCAGCUGUUCUUAUAAUUCUAUAUAUUUGUGGUUUCGCUUUAGGUUUAGGUCCAAUUCCUGGUGUAAUCGUUGCUGAAAUAUUUAGACAAGAACCAAGGGCUGCAGCCUAUUCUCUAAGUCAAGGAGUUAACUUAUUGUGCAAUUUAUUGGUGUUAUUCAGUUAUCCAAGCAUUAAUGAUGCCAUUGGUGGUUAUUCAUUCUUACCAUUUUUAGUUAUCGUUAUUAUCUGUUGGAUAUUUUUCUUUUUAUAUAUGAUUGAAACAAAGAAUCGUACGUGUGACAGUAAUGCACGAGAUUUAGCUACAGCAACAGUUGUCGCUUGUCAACGUCCAUCAAGAUUAAGUUAUAAAAAUGAAGAACCAUUUUACUCAGAUGAAUAAAAUGAUUUUUUUGUUGUUGUUGAGAAAACUGAAUUCUUACAACCCCUCCCCCCCUAAGAAAAUAAAGAUAGAUUUUUUUAUUUUGUUGAUCAUUUUAAAACUGUAAUCUUUUGUUUUGUUCGCAAGUGGUAUUAUUAUUGAUAUUAUCACUGAUUUUCUUUAUACCUUCUUUCGACAAUAUACGUUUGUUUGUUUGUGUGUUUGUGUGUCGUUUUCUUUGUUUUUUGUGAGAGAAUAAUUUCUUAAAACACACUUUUCUCUAUUGCAUUUUCUUAAUUUGUUUAUCUCAAUAAAGUUUAAAUGGGAGGGAAAUAUUUCAGAUGAUCUUGUAAUGACAAAUAAUGCGAAUAUUUGGCAGUGACAUUGUUUCUACUGUAAAUAAUAAUGAUUACAUAAUAUCCAAUGAUUUUAAUUUAUAAUUUAAUCUUAGAUACACAUUCUUUAUUGAUUUUUAUAUUAACAUUUGAAACAACAACAAAAAAAAACAGAAAAAACGAUAAUUUUUUUUACUGGUUUUGCUUUUUUUUCGUGAAACAUUCAAUGAAAAAUCCGAUUUCACAUUUGAUUCUUUUUUUUUGUUUUUUUAAAAAUUAUUUUAUGAUAUGAUUAUUAAUAAAUAUUGCUUGAAGAGUGAA
Molecule: messenger RNA, 2410 nt
Organism: Schistosoma rodhaini
Lineage: Eukaryota; Metazoa; Platyhelminthes; Trematoda; Strigeidida; Schistosomatidae
Source: the annotation of a GenBank genome assembly